This is a messenger RNA of Staurois parvus, 344 nucleotides long. The record is from the annotation of a GenBank genome assembly. NCBI's taxonomy places the organism in Eukaryota, Metazoa, Chordata, Amphibia, Anura, Ranidae.
GUGGGCACAGGUGGGUGGCACUGGUGGGCACAGGUGGGUGGCACUGGUGGGCACAGGUGGGUGGCACUUCUGGGCACAGGUAUGUGGCACUGCAGAGUGGCACAGGUGGGGGCACUGCUGGGCACAGGUGGGUGCACUGCUGGGCAUGGGUGGGCGGGGCUAGUGGGCGCACUGCUGGGCGGAACUUGCGGAUGUCACUGCUGGGCACCGAUCAUCAGGGCACUGAUCAUCAGUGCCCUGAUGAUCGGUGCCGAUCCCCGCUGUGACAACUGCUGGUUCUCGGCAGUACUUUCCUCAUGAUCUGACAGCGUGAGGAAAGUGCAGCCGAGAACCGGCACUUGCAU